CUUAGCACAGAUCUUUAACUGAUCACUGGAGCUUUGUGAGCUCUCCUGCAUGUGCAACAUGUUUGCCUGCAAAUUGCCAGAAGCGCUUUUUCACUCGUGCCACUCAAGAUGCAGAUGUGUCGUCUGCUGUGCAUCGUCUUCUUGGCUCUGAUAAUAAUGCCAAGCAUCCCGGUUGGUGUGGAUGGCUGUGACUUAGAUAUGUCUAUAUGCGGGGCCUAUGCACCUGGCGACAUAUUGAUCGGUAUAAUGUUGCCAUGUCAUCAUAAAGUGAAGGGUCUCCAUGAACGGAUUAAACCUGAAAGGUUCCAAUGCACAGGUUUUGACCUGCGAUCAUUCUUGGAAUCUUUAGCUCUAAUCCAUGAAAUUGAGCAGAUAAAUGCAGCUGGCUUCCUCCCAGGAGUACAACUUGGAUAUUUGUUGUGUGACACAUGUGCCAGUGCAAGCAAGGCAUUGCAGAAUCUGGGGGAGAUGCUAACAAUCAACCACUCUUUGACACUGCAAUGCGACCUCACCAACUUCAGACCCAGAGUCAAGAUUAUUAUUGGAGCUAAAUACUCGGAGGUGACCAUCGCUGUGGCCAAAAUGUUGAAUUUGAACAUGAUCCCUCUAAUUAGCUGCAAAUCAUCUACAGCAGAACUGAGUGAUAAGAUGCGCUACCCAGUUUUUCUGCGUACUAUUCCCAGUGAUAAGCAUCAGAGCAAAGCAGUGGCUAAAAUGAUGCAUUACUUUGGCUGGAACUGGGUCGGUGUAGUUUAUGGGGACGACGAAUACGGCAAAGCAGCUUUCCAAAGCUUCCUCGAGGAUGCUGAGGCAAAUAGUGUGUGCUUGGACUAUCAGCAGGUAAUACCUCAUUAUCUGGACCUUUCAAACAACAGGCAAUACAUUGAGAAAGUCGCCCAGCGGAUCCGCUCCUCCAAUGCCAAGGUGGUACUACUAAUACUAAAGGCAGAGCUGGUGAGGGUCCUCUUUCAGGAAAUGCUGAGGACCAACACAACAAGGACCUGGGUGGCCUUUGAUUCCUGGUCCUCUAACAGGGUCGUUUCCCUAAUGGAUGGUAUCAAUGGGGUUGGGGACAUCUUGGGCUUUAGAUUUGCUUCAGGCAAGAGUGAAUCAUUUCAUAAAUAUCUCAAGAAUCUGACAGCACCCCCAGAAGGAUACAACUAUUUCAUAGAAAAAUACAAGAACCUGAGAUUCAACUGCACCCCAGAAUGCUUCUCAAACAAGCCUCCAUCCUAUUGUCCCCCGCCUGAGCUCCUGAAAGUGAAAUCUGACAAUGCAUGCAAUCUCCAGGAUCCCCAAGAGCAAAACGAUGACUAUCUUGUUGAGGCCCUGGAUACAAGUCAUACCUACCUUGAUAGAGUAACUGUGUGGGCCAUAGCAAAUGCUCUCAAAACGCUUCUAAAGUGCAACAGUUCCUCCUGCAUGGGAGAAAUUAACUUCCAACCAUGGAAGCUUCUUAAAGAAAUGAAGAAGGUUAAGUUUGAGUAUGACAACAAUAUUUUCUUUUUUGACAAAAAUGGUGAUAUGUCAAAUUUUUAUGAACUAAACAUGUGGGAAAAGAACGGAAACACCAGAAGAUUUAAAAUAAUUGGGAAGUACCAUGUCCUCGAGGAACAAAUAAAACUAAAAGAUAUGGAAAAUGUCAUCUGGUUUUCAACAGCCAGUAACAAGACCCCUCAGUCUAGAUGCUCAGAGCGAUGCACCCCUGGCUCAGUAAAGAAGAUCUUGAACGUUUCCUGCUGUUACAACUGCACCUUAUGUGAGGAGGGGACCUAUACAGAUGACUGGGAUCUUAAUAACUGCAAAAAGUGUCCAAACGGAACUUGGUCUCUCAAGGGAUGGACUCAGUGCAAGCCAAGAUCGGAGUUGUACCUGCUGUGGAGCGAUCCUCAUCCCAUUGCCAUGGUGGCUGCUGCAGCUUUUGGUGUCUUGAUUUUGUUGGUUGUCUUCAUUAUCUUUAUGGUGUACAAAGAUUCCCCACCAAUGAAAAGAGCUGAGGUGAGACUGUCCUGUGUGAUGAUGGUUGGUCUGUCAGUGAGCUUUGCAAGUGUGGUAUGCUUUAUGGGCAAGCCCAGUGUACAUCUCUGCCGGGCUCGCCAGGUAAUGUAUGCUAUGGGCUUUACCCUGUGUGUGUCCUGCAUUCUAGUCAAAGCCUAUCGUACCUUUGUGGCUUUCCUACCCUUUGGUCAGCUGACAAACAGGCGACUACACAAACUUUACAACCCGCCUGUAACUGUUAUUGUCCUAACUUCCCUCCAGGGGAUCAUCUGUAUUUUAUGGCUGAUCUUUGAUUCUCCUCACAUUGAUAAAACUCCUCCAUCCCCACAAAGCAUGAGGAAAAUAAUCCAGUGUAGUGAAGGUGUCACAUACAUAGGUUUUGGCAUUAUGCUGGGCUACAUAGCUCUGUUAGCUUUGGUUGGCUUCAUCUUGGCUGUCAAAGGCAGGAAGGUACCACAGGAGUUCAGUGAAACAGGUUACAUACUCUUUAGCAUGCUGAUGUACUUGUUUGUAUGGGUGUGUUUUAUCCCAGUCUAUAUCCUCAAAGGUGAAGAAGGCAUUUCUGUGCAAGCCACAGCCAUUCUCAUGUCCAGCUAUGGCAUAAUAUUCUGCCACUUUUUACCCAAGUGCUACGAAGCACUUCAUGGGUCAAAGACAGAUACACUGGAGACGAUGCUAAGAAAAUGGCAAGUCAAAUCCAGACCAAAUCUUGACUCAGAGUCAGAGAUAGACAUAGAUAUCCCUGGUCUGAGUACACACUUCCAAAAGAAUAGCAUGUGUUCAACAUCAAGUACAUCAACUAUACUGACCAAUUUAGAGACACCGAGCGUUGUCAGUCCUACUGAUUCAGAACAGGUCAUAAAGCCAAAGUCCUUUGACAAGAUGAAGGCCUAUCCUAGGUCUGAAAGACAGCUGAAAAGAAGACGUAGGAGUAUAUCCUUCUAA
This is a messenger RNA of Centropristis striata (black sea bass), 2943 nucleotides long. RefSeq names its product G-protein coupled receptor family C group 6 member A. The record is from RefSeq and is a predicted model, not a curated record. Bases 109 to 2943 code for a protein of 944 amino acids. Gene Ontology annotation, biological process: G protein-coupled receptor signaling pathway. Gene Ontology annotation, cellular component: membrane. Lineage: Eukaryota; Metazoa; Chordata; Actinopteri; Perciformes; Serranidae. Gene Ontology annotation, molecular function: G protein-coupled receptor activity. The transcript is spliced from 7 exons.